Messenger RNA from Gossypium raimondii (Peruvian cotton), 2983 nucleotides. RefSeq names its product probable methyltransferase PMT26. The transcript is spliced from 8 exons. Bases 36 to 2735 code for a protein of 899 amino acids. Gene Ontology annotation, cellular component: endosome; cytoplasm; trans-Golgi network. NCBI's taxonomy places the organism in Eukaryota, Viridiplantae, Streptophyta, Magnoliopsida, Malvales, Malvaceae. Gene Ontology annotation, molecular function: methyltransferase activity. The record is from RefSeq and is a predicted model, not a curated record.
GAAGAUUUGAUUGGAAAAGGAAGGAAAUAGUUACCAUGGCUUUAGGAAGAUACAAUAGGGUAGAUAAUAAUAACAAUAAGUCUUCGAGUUAUUGUUCCACCGUCACCAUUGUGAUUUUCAUGGGAUUAUGUUUGGUUGGGAUUUGGAUGAUAACUUCGUCCUGGGUUGUCCCGGUCCAAAACGGGGAUGAUCCGGCUGAAGAAAAGAAAAAUCAGCUCAAGGAUCAGGUUGAGACGGUAAUCGUGGAUAGCAAUGACAGAGACAAUAAGCCGCAGUUUGAAGAUAAGCCUAAUGAUCUACGUAAAGAUGGCCCGGAAAAGAAUUUAGACGUGAGUCUGGCUAAAGAUAAGGGCAAAGCCAACUUAGCUGCAGAAGAAAAUCAGGAGAAAACUGAAGAGGCUAAGUGGGACAAGUCUAAGAAGGAUAAUCAGCAAUUCAAUUCUGUAGGUGGAGAGAAAAACGUUUACAACAGUGAGAAUCUGGGUGGACAAGGGUCUGAAAACAACAAUGAGAAACCUCAUUCUAUUAAGGAUGACAAGAAAUCUGGUUCUGAUUAUGCUGAAAAGAAAGGAGAUGAAAGCACUUCCAGGACUUACGGGGAUAAGGUUGAUAAAAAUGAUGACAAGGUGUCGGAUAAACGCUCAGCUGAUCAGGUGAAAGGGAAGAGUUCAAAUGAAGAUUCCCCAAAAGGAGAUAAGGUGUUUGAUAAAAGCUUUGUUGAUCAGGUGAAAAAGAGCUCAAAUGAAGUUUUCCCUAAAGGGGAUAAGGUUGACAAAAAUAAUGACAAUGGGUUCGAUAAAAGCUCUGAUAGUCAAGUGAAAAAGAGUUCAAAUGAAGAUGCCCCAAAAGGAGAUAAGGUGUUUGAUAAAAGCUUUGAUGAUCAGGUGAAAAAGAGAUCAAAUGAAGUUUUCCCUAAAGGGGAUAAGGUUGACAAAAAUAAUGGCAAUGUGUUCGAUAAAAGCUCUGAUAGUCAAGUGAAAAAGAGCUCAAAUGAAGUUUUCCCAUCUGUUGCUCAAUCUGAGCUUUUGAAUGAAACCAUGAUUCAGAAUGGAUCAUUCACUACUCAAGCGGCAGAAUCAAAUAAAGAAAAAAAUGCUGAGUCAUCAUCAAACUCAUCAUCAAAGGAUUACAGUUGGAAGCUUUGCAAUUCCACUGCCGGGCCUGAUUUUAUCCCAUGCCUUGACAAUUGUGAAGCCAUCAGGAAUCUUCCUACUAAUAUACAUUAUGAGCAUCGAGAAAGGCACUGUCCAGAAGUGCCACCAACCUGCCUUGUUCCUCUUCCUGAAGGAUACAAAUUCCCAAUAGAGUGGCCGAAAAGUAGGGACAAGAUUUGGUACAAAAAUGUUCCCCACUCCAAACUAGUAGAAUUUAAGGGGGGUCAGAAUUGGUUGAAAAUUACUGGGGAUUACUUAACAUUUCCUGGUGGUGGAACCCAGUUUAGGAGAGGUGCACUUCAUUAUAUCGACUUUAUACAAAAGGCUGUACCUGAUAUAGCAUGGGGAAAACGCUCUCGUGUAAUAUUGGACGUCGGAUGUGGGGUUGCCAGCUUUGGAGGUUAUCUUUUUGAAAGAAAUGUGCUGGCCAUGUCCCUAGCACCAAAAGAUGAACAUGAAGCUCAAGUACAAUUUGCACUUGAAAGGGGCAUUCCUGCUGUGUCUGCUGUGAUGGGUACUAAAAGACUUCCCUACCCUGGCACUGUAUUUGAUAUUAUUCAUUGUGCACGAUGUAGAGUGCCAUGGCACAUAGAAGGUGGUAAACUCCUCUUGGAGCUCAAUCGUUUGCUGCGACCCGGUGGUUUCUUUUUGUGGUCUGCUACUCCUGUUUAUCAGUUAAAAGCUCAAGAUGUUGAAAUCUGGAAGGCUAUGAUUGAACAAACAAAAGCUAUGUGCUGGGAGCUUGUAAACAAAACUUCUAAAGAACCAAUAAAUAAGGUGGCCAUAGCAACAUUUAGAAAGCCUACAUCUAAUGAGUGCUAUGAGCAAAGGUCACAACAAGAACCUCCACUAUGUCCCGAGUCCGAUGAUCCAAACGCGGCUUGGAAUGUGCCACUUCAAACAUGCAUGCACAAAGUGCCUCUAGAUCCAUCAGAACGUGGGUCUAAGUGGCCUGAGGAAUGGCCAGCAAGGUUGGAAAAAUCACCUUACUGGUUGUUGAGUUCCCAAGUUGGAGUUUAUGGCAAAGCAGCACCAGAAGAUCUUGCUGCAGACAAUGAGCAUUGGAAACAGGUGGUAACCAAGUCAUACAUGCAAGGAAUGGGAAUAAAUUGGUCAUCAGUCAGAAAUGUCAUGGACAUGAAAGCUGUUUAUGGAGGAUUUGCUGCGGCACUCAAAGAUAUGAAUUUAUGGGUCAUGAAUGUGAUCCCAGUUGACUCUCCAGAUACACUUCCCAUAAUUUAUGAAAGAGGUCUGUUUGGCAUAUAUCAUGAUUGGUGUGAAUCAUUUAGCACCUAUCCAAGAUCUUACGAUCUUCUCCAUGCCGACCAUAUAUUCUCCAGGGUUAAAAAGAGGUGCAAUUUCGUGGCUGUGGUUGCCGAGGUGGAUCGUAUUUUAAGACCGGGAGGAAAGCUUAUUGCUCGGGAUGAUGUCGAAACCAUUACCGAGCUGGAGAAUAUGGUACGGUCCAUGCAUUGGGAAGUCCGGUUGAGUUACUCUAAGGACAAGGAAGGCUUGCUGUGUGUCCAGAAAUCCAUGUGGCGACCUACAGAGGUGGAGACGCUCACAUAUGCCAUUGCUUAGGCAUGCUAUCUCCUAUCAUCACAUUCUCACUUUUGCCACAUUUUGCAAUUUUUGGGGAUUAGUUCUCUAUGUUAUAGCCUUUGUAGGCUUGUAUCAUGUAGGCCUUUAGUUUAUUAUUAUUAUUAUUAUUUAUUUUAUUUUAUUCCUUUAAACUCUGAGCUUGGCGUUUCCAAGUUUUCCUGUAAUAUCAUACUGUGAGUUCUUCAAUGGAAAAUAAUGUUCAGGCAUUAUGGCUGGAACAUUUAUAG